AUGUACCGAUGGGAUGGGAGCUACGAUUUCAAGCGUCGCGAAGAUUGGAAUUACAAGCAUUCCUACAAUCUAAUGGCUGGGAUGUUAGGGCAAGAAGAGGCCAGGGAAGCGCAAAGACGCAAGAAAAAGAUUGGUUCCGUCGACGAACAGGCCCCACCCUUGCCCAAGGACGGAGCCAUGGUUGAGACCAUCGAAAAAACUGCACAACAUGUUCACAGGUCGAACGAUCCAGCCGUGUUUGAGCACCUGAUUCAGGAGAAGAACAAAGGCAAGCCUGGAUGGAGUUUUUUGCAAGAGGGCGGAGAAGGCUUCGAGUACUACAAGUUUUGCCGCCAUUGUUGUGAAAGAGAGGUGGAUCCGCGGCCGUUGGCUCUGCAUGCGCUGAAGGUCAAAGAGGACCGCGAGAUCAAACAGGCGAAUGCGAAAGCAAACGUGUUCACUGGCUACCAAGGCACGGAGAUCCCUAAGAAGACCGAGCGCGACGCGAAGUUCAAGAUUGGGGAGUUGAUGGAAGUUGUGGGAGUCAAGAGCAAGACAGAUUACAACGGCAAGAUUGUCCGCGUGUUGCAGUACCAUCCAGAGGCGGACAGAUAUGAAGUCAAGUUCGAAGGCGGCAGAUAUGAUUCAGUCGUCGUCAAGCUGAAAGAAGAGAACCUCAUGUAUUCUGCUAUGCAAGAAAAGGAAGUCCAAGAAACAAAGGACAUGCCGGAAGGUGAGAUCCCCAACGGCACGAAGGUUGAAGUUCGGGGCCUGCAAAGCGACACUGCAAAAUGGAUGAACGGCCUCAAGGCGAUAGUCGUCUGCUGGGACAAGGAUUCGGAAAGGUAUGAGGUUCGGCUCAGUCUCAACAAUGACAUCAAGAAGGUCAAGCCGCCGAACCUUCGACUGGAAGUCCCAGAGGGCUGGCAGGAGCAUUGGGAUGAUCACUUAGGUCGCCACUACUAUGUCAACCAGACCACACAGAAAGUAACAUGGAAGCACCCUACCGUUACGAAUCAACGCGCGAAGUUCGGACAGGUCAAGGAGAAGCUAGAUCCAGACUUGGACGACGUGGAGAUUGACCACGAGCGCAAACAUUACGAGGUGGAUGAGCAGGAAGAGAUGGAAGGGCAGUUUGACCUCCAAGCUUUGGUGAAGAAGGUGGAGGAACAGGAGGAGAGGCGAGAGAAGGCGGAAGAAGCAGGACAGGAUGUUGAUAGCGAUGAUGGGCUUCACGACAUGAAGAAGCCCAAGAAAAAGAAGGCUAAGAAGGAGAAGGUCACGGCGGAAGGCAUCAUCGAAAAGGCAUUGCUGCUCAUUGAGCACACUUUCGUAGCAAGGGAGUCCAUCAAGAAGGACUACUCGCGACUUGACGGAAACUUCUGUGCUCGAGACAUGGGCCCCCUCAUCAAACAGUGGGAGGCCUUGGAACACUUCUCCGAAGCCCCCGACUCCCUGUGCAAAGAGACGUUCGAGGUGAUGCUUGCGCUGAUACAGAGGGGAGCAGAGCUUCUGAAAGAGUUGUCACAGAAUCGGCUACAGCUGACUGAGCUGAACAAGAUAAUGACUCGAGUCACCACGAUUGAGAAGAGGGAAGAUUUGUUUGAAGACGCCCAGUGGGUGCACUCGUUCAUGAAAACGCUCUGA
Symbiodinium sp. CCMP2456 is the source of this 1626-nucleotide messenger RNA. The record is from the annotation of a GenBank genome assembly. Lineage: Eukaryota; Dinophyceae; Suessiales; Symbiodiniaceae.